GUCCGUGGGCCCGAGGGCCCCCAGGCAUCGAAUUUAGGUCCCUGAUGGGCGACUUGGGCUCCUUAGGCUCCUUGGGCUCCUUGGGCCAACUCAAGUCCGCCGACGCCCCCCCUGGCCCCAUGUUUUCUCAGUGGUCAACCACUCAUCACUCACACCCUUCUAACAAAUCAUUCCUCUGUGAGUGAGUGCCAUCUGUCUUCAAAAGUUGUCCAACCUCAAUUUCAUGCUCGAGUUCGUUUAUUUUUUUUCUACAUCAUUCCCAGCCUGUGGCCUGAUCGCUCCUUCAUUCCUUCUCAACAUACUCUAAUACCUUCUUUGUGCCUUCUUUCACACCAUUCCCGUGUACUUACAUCACUUCGCUCACCGAUUCCGGACAAGUCCCCAUCCUCGACUGCAACUGCUUCGCUGCAAACAGUCUCCUCUGUGUACUCUCUCCAUCACGUCUUCGCCAAAGAGACAGCAAUUCAUUUCCUUGGAACCAGGCAUGCCAGUGGUCUCAUAGAUCAGCCUCCUCAUCCUCCCCCCUCCCCAGAGCCACGAACAUGCGCCUGCCAUGGCUCUCAGUCCCUCUAUUGUCCCUCCAUGCCCAUGCCUCCCUCCGCAACCACGACCGCAACGACUAUUUUGCUCUUCAUCUUCGCUCAGAUGUCGAUCCUUUGCACAUAGCCCAGCGACUAGGCGUUCAGUACGAAGGCCAGGUUGGUGAGCUGCCUCAACACUACACCUUCUCCUGUCCCAAGAAUACAUGCUCGGAGUUGGAACGCUCACUCAAUGAGGCCGAAAUGCGCAAGAAGCGCAGACGUCGUUCCCUGGGUGAAGAAUACAAUAGUUUGGAGAAAAGACAGGCUACUCUCGACUUUGAUGGGAUCCUGUGGUCAGAAAAACAACAGCUAAGACAUCGCCAUGUCAAGAGGCUGCCUCCGCCCAUCCCUUGGGUUCCUCGAGCCCCUCAGAGCGUCGAUUCCGCCAAUGCAGAUGAUCUCGACCAGGCUCACGCCGAUGCUCUGGAACGUCUGGAUCAGGCUGCCAAAACCCUCGAUAUUCAGGAUCCUAUCUUCAAAACACAGUGGCAUCUCUUCAACCCUGUCCAGCUCGGCCACGAUCUAAACGUUACCGGGCUUUGGCUCCAAGGUAUCACUGGCAAUGGCACCAUAUCCGCCGUCAUUGAUGACGGCCUGGACAUGUAUAGUAACGAUUUGAAGGACAACUACUACGCCGCAGGAUCCUACGAUUUCAACGAGAAUUCUCCCGAACCAAAGCCUCGACUUUUUGAUGACAAGCACGGCACUCGCUGCGCUGGAGAGAUUGCUGCCGUCAAAAACAAUGUGUGCGGCGUCGGCAUGGCCUAUGACAGCAAGAUCGCUGGCAUCCGUAUUCUUUCAAAGCCCAUCAGCGAUGAAGACGAAGCCACUGCAAUCAAUUACCAUUUUCAAGAAAACCAGAUCUAUUCCUGCUCUUGGGGCCCUCCCGAUGACGGUGCCACCAUGGAAGCACCGGGAGUUCUAAUUCAGCGCGCCAUGGCCAAUGGCGUUCAAAGUGGCAGAGGUGGUCUAGGGUCUAUCUUUGUCUUUGCUGCGGGCAACGGUGCCAAUUUUGAGGACAAUUGUAAUUUUGACGGUUAUACCAACAGCAUCUACAGCAUCACCGUAGGCGGAAUUGAUAAAGGCGGCAAUCACCCUUACUACUCUGAGCCUUGCUCUGCCCAACUUGUUGUUACCUACAGCUCUGGUCUUGGUGAUGCGAUACAUACCACCGACGUCGGCGCAGAAAAAUGUUACAACGGCCAUGGUGGGACUUCAGCAGCUGGUCCUCUUGUCGUCGGCACGACCGCUCUCGCAUUGAGCGUUCGACCUGAUCUCAGCUGGCGCGAUAUGCAAUAUUUGACCAUUGAAGCCGCCAUUCCCAUCAACCUGGAUGACGGCAGCUGGCAGGACACCACCAUCGGGAAAAAGUUUAGUCACACGUUCGGCUAUGGCAAAGUUGAUGCCUAUCGCUUCGUCGAGGCUGCCAAGGCGUGGACUCCGGUCAAGCCUCAGGCAUGGUGGCAUUCGCCCUGGCUCUCGGUUCAGCAUGCCAUUCCCGAAGGUGACCAAGGAUUGGCAGCUAGUUAUGAGGUUACAGCAGAUAUGUUGAAGAAGAUGAAUCUGGAAAGGCUUGAGCACGUAACCGUCACUAUGAACGUCGAUCAUGGCAGAAGAGGCGACUUGAGCGCAGAUCUCAUCAGCCCGAAUGGCGUAGUCAGCCACAUUGCCACAGCGAGACGACCGGAUACGGCCAAGUCGGGCUAUGUGGACUGGACAUUCAUGUCUGUCGUGCAUUGGGGCGAGUCUGGUGUUGGCAAUUGGACUGUCAUUGUGAAAGAUACCAAAGAGAACGAGUUCAAUGGCACCUUCAUUGACUGGCGUCUCAAUCUCUGGGGUGAGGCCAUUAAUGCCCAGGUACAGGGCUUACAUCCUCUCCCUGACGAGCACGACGACGACCACGAGACGGCACCGGCGGAUGUAUCAACGACCAGCAUCGAUGCCGGUAGCCACCCCACGACACUCCCAGCCCAACCCACUGAUCACAUCGAUCGUCCUACCAAGCCGAAGCCGUCAGUUGAGAGCGGCGUUGGGUCUUCUGAAACCAGCAAUGGUGGGACCCUGGAGGUGCCGGCGGCAACGUCGACGGGGGCCGCCAUUGAGACCGAGUCGGCAACAGCUACCGACUCGACCGCUGCAGCGACUCACACGUAUUCUGAAAGCUUCUUGCCCGGAUUUUUCCCGACUUUUGGAGUGUCGAAGAGGACGCAAGUCUGGAUCUACGGCUCCUUGGGUCUGAUUAUCGUUUUCUGUGCCGGCCUGGGCGCCUACUUCUUUGUUCAAAGGCGUAAGAGACUGAGAAGUAACCCUCGAGAUGCAUAUGAAUUUGAGAUGGUCGGAGACGAGGAUGCCGAGGAACAACAGGGGCUCAAGUCAAGAAGCCGGGGCGGCCGAGUUCGGCGUGGUGGCGAGCUUUACGAUGCAUUCGCUGGAGAAAGCGACGAUGACUUGUAUAGCGAUGACGAGGGAUAUCAGGACACUCCUAGUAACGACACAGGGUCGGGGUCACGGGACGGCAACAGCGAAGAGAAGCCAUGACCGGGGCAUAUUGCCCAGCUCGGAAUGACACUAUCUGUAGUAAAUGGUUCAUUGGACGCGCCCUCAAUUGACCUGUAUAGUAUAUCUGUGACAUUACAUGUGAGGGCAGACUUUCCGGGGUUUUUAUGCUUUUUCUAAAGGUAAAAGUGUGGUCAAGGUUGGUAGAGGGGGUCAGUGGGUAGACAGAAGCCCGAGGGCCCCCUUGCUGUGUUGUGUAGGUACUCAUGGGCAUUGGAUUGAAUUGUUGCAGGAGUCAGGGACCUUGGUAGUAUCAUGCAGUAUUGGCGCUUGUCUGACAAAUUGAUUGUUGUAAGAGGCGGAGUACCUGGUCGUAG
This is a messenger RNA of Exophiala mesophila, 3454 nucleotides long. RefSeq lists its product as uncharacterized. Gene Ontology annotation, cellular component: trans-Golgi network; Golgi membrane. Gene Ontology annotation, molecular function: serine-type endopeptidase activity. NCBI's taxonomy places the organism in Eukaryota, Fungi, Ascomycota, Eurotiomycetes, Chaetothyriales, Herpotrichiellaceae. The transcript has 2 exons. The record is from RefSeq and is a predicted model, not a curated record. Bases 543 to 3119 code for a protein of 858 amino acids. Gene Ontology annotation, biological process: protein processing.